Chenopodium quinoa (quinoa) is the source of this 1149-nucleotide messenger RNA. RefSeq lists its product as uncharacterized. The transcript has 2 exons. Lineage: Eukaryota; Viridiplantae; Streptophyta; Magnoliopsida; Caryophyllales; Amaranthaceae. The record is from RefSeq and is a predicted model, not a curated record. The coding region runs from base 1 to 1149 and encodes 382 amino acids.
AUGAUGUAUUCCAGACCAUCAUCAAGUUCAAGUUCAAGUUCAUCUUCUUCCAAUAAUGAAGAAUAUGAUCAACUCGUUGAUGAACUCUUCACAUACCAACCCCCAUCUUUCCUCAUGCCCCAAACACAAUCCCAACGUACUUCAAAAACACGUAGAGGGGGUACGAACAGAAGAGAUAGGGAAAUGGGACAUGCCAGGCUGUUUAAUGAUUAUUUUUGCGAUAAUCCUGUGUACAACACCACCCAAUUUAGAAGAAGGUUUCGUAUGCAACGACCUUUGUUUUUACGUAUAAUGAACAAGGUCGUUGAAGGUGAUGUUUACUUCCAGCAGCGUAGGGAUGCAACUGGAAAGUUAGGCUUAUCACCUCUGCAAAAAUGUACAGCCGCGAUAAGAAUGUUAGCCUACGGCAUGGAUGCAGACGCCGUUGAUGAAUACGUUCGAAUCAGUCAGUCAAUCGCUCGAGUUGCCCUACAACGUUUUUGUGCCGGGGUCAUUGAUCAGUUCGGAACCGAGUACAUGCGAAACCCUACAACUGAUGAAUUGGCCCGGAUACUGCAUCAAAAUGAAAUGCGUGGUUUUCCAGUGUUCGAUGAGGUUCUGCAUGGCCAAGCUCCUCCGGUAAAUUUUACAGUUAACGGCCAUGAAUACAACAUGGCUUAUUACUUAGCCGACGACAUUUAUUCGAAGUGGGCAACUUUUGUUCAGGGUAUCACAUUCCCUCAACUGGCCAAAGAUAAAAUGUUCGCUGACCACCAGGCUGCCGCUCGAAAGGACGUUGAAAGAGCUUUCGGUGUUUUGCAAGCUCGAUUUGCAAUAAUACGAAAAUCGUCGUUGGCGUACAAUGAGGACAUACUGCGGGACAUAAUGAAAGCAUGUAUCAUUAUGCACAACAUGAUUGUUGAAGAUGAGCGCCACAACUACACUCGAGCCGAAGCUCUAAGAGCCUUCUACGAAGAAGAUCAACAAGAAUUAACACCAGCAUCAACGUCUACAACGCCACCGUUUGAAUUCAAUGUAGGUCAACCUACCGACUUUGACUUUAACGCAUUUCUACAGCGAAAAGCUUCCCUCCUUGAUAGAGAAAUUCAUCUAUCUCUGAAACGUGAUUUAGUCGAACAUAUUUGGUUACAAUACGGGCCACGUAAUUAG